CCAGGGCACCGACUGCGAUUUGGCCCCCUCUUUUGACUAACGACCCGCCGAUCUUGUGCUAAUGGCUCUGCGGGGGCCUUACCAGCGACCGUAAAGAGUCUGUAACGCCGAUAGGGGUUGUACCGGAACCGGAAAUAAUGAGUGUAUCGCGCGAUUGCAUAAUAGACGGUCAGCGGUUUCGCGAGGGAGAGUAAUGGCGGCGCCCGCCCACGAGGGUAUUUUGUGUUGUUAAAGGGACCAAAGUGUUUUACCGAGUUAAAGUUUAAAUCCAAGGAUUAUUGUACGAAAAGGACUCGCGUUAAAAUAAAGUUUGGUAUCUCUUUGAUGUAUACUCUCGUGUGAGGGGUGAUCCGGCACAGUAAAACACUUUGCCGAGCUAUGGAGGAGUUUCUAAAAGUCAAGAACUUACGAAGCAAGGCAAAACAAGAGGUCACAACGGCUGCAAGACGUCUCAAGGGCGCAUUGGACCGAGAAAUCGACCUAGAUGCUUUGGAUGGUUUGUUCCUUGAGUUAGAAAAUUCUUUCGAAGGCUUUUGCCAUGCCAACGAAGACUUCGAGGAUGCUGUGUCCUCGGAGAAAUUCAAGCAGUACCAAGUGGUUAAUGGAAAAGACCUUAAAGAGUAUGAAUCUGCAGUGCAAGAAGUGUAUGAGGAUGCUAAGAGGGUAUUUUCCGAUUUAAAAGAGGCAAAGAAGCAAAGGGCAAAGGAAAUUCAAGUUUUCCCUUUGAAAGCUGCGCUCUCUAAAUCAUUUAUCAAAAUAAAGGAACUGGCUGAUGGAAUAGAGCAGGACAUAAGGAGUGAGCUAACAAAUACUGGAAUCCAACUCUUACAGGAAGAUAAGUGCAAUUAAGAUAAACUUAGUAAUGAAAUGUGGGAAAAUAUGUCCAAGUUGGGGAUGGUUUGGGCGAUGGAAAAAGCUCAGGAAGUUGAGGUGCAGGAAAUACAGAAGCUUGUUUGUAACUUGAAAAGAGACAUAGACAAAGCUUUGCAUAACCAUUUAGCUACUGGUAGUUCCGUUUCAACAGUUCAGUCGCAGACCACAGGUGGGCCCCAAGCUCCCCAUUGUUCCACAGGGAUCACACAAGUACCCAACCCUGUCAGUGAAAACUUAGUUAUCUCACAGUCCAGUGCUAGCAUCCAAACACUCCCAAGUCCAAUCUAGAUGACAGCAAAUGGGACUCGAGAUGUCCCCCAGUCAAAUUUCCUUACCACAGGAAUCCCAGUGAUUCCUCAGUCCAAUUUCCUUACCACAAGGACCCCAGUAAUGUCCUACAGUCCUACAACAGAGAAUGGAACUCCAGAUGUUCCCCAUUCAAGUUUCCCUACCACAGGCAUCCCAGUGAUUCCUCAGUCCAGUGUCCUUACACCAGGCUACCCAUCAGCUAACACAGGUUACCCAACAGCUAUCCCAGGCUACUCAUCAGCUAACACAGGUUACCCAACAGCUAUCCCAGGCUACCCAUCAGCUAACACAGGCUACCCAACAGCUACCCCACGCUACCCACCAGCUAGCACAGGCUACCCAACGGUGACCCAUCCAGAAAAUGGCAUUCCUAGCUUUUAUGAAACCCCACGUCGACCCCCAUUGCAGACUAAUUAUCAACCCUGGUCACUGGGAUAUAAUCCCUUUGGAACUAGAACCUCUUUGAACUCUGAAGUGAGUUUAAAGAGGAUUUCGCUCCCAAUCUUCUCUGGGUUAAGGAAAGAUUGGCCGGAGUUUAAGACUGUUUGGAAACAACUAGCAGAUAAUGCAUACAGCAAUCAAGCUGCACUAGCCAGCGAACUUAAGCGGUCUGUUAAAGGGGAAGCGAAAGAACGCAUAAAUUCGGUGUUUUUCACGAAACCAGAAGCAUAUGAUAUAAUGUGGAAGAAACUUGAAGCAUAUUAUGAUGACACUAGUGCUAGUGUCCAGGCAGCACUUGACGAUAUCAUUAAGUUAACUCAAGUCCAGGACAGAGACUACAAGGGACUUGUACACAUGAUUGAUGUAGUUGAAUGUGCUUAUUCGCAACUGGAAGAGAUGAAGAAAGUUGAUGUCCUGACCAUGAGAGAUGUUGACUUUGUUAGUGAAUUGUUGCCUGUGCAUUCAAAGAUAGAAUGGAUUAGAAAGUACCAUAAUUUGUCAGUUGAAGAUAAAGUCCACCCCUUUUCCCAUUUUAUGAAGUUCCUGGAGACUGAAAGAGAAGCUGUAGCUCGCUUGGCGGAGAAGCAGCAUUUGCCCCCGAAACGGGCAAAAAGUAUUGGGCGUGGUAGAGGGCAAACCCACCUUGGUGACGGUGCAGGCACCCCUAAGUCGAAGAAAGAGUUUUUCCAGUGUGCAUACCCUUCGCAUCGCAAAGACACCAUCAAGCACAAGACACAAGAUUGUAAAGAGUUUCAAAGGCUAGACAUAUACGGAAAAGGGGGCAAGCUGGACGUUUUGAAGCAAGUGAAUGCACGCUUGAAAUGUUUUGGAGACCAUCUCAGGAGUAAGUGCCCGAGCACACGGCUCUGUAGCAAGUGUCAAAGUGGUGACCACCAUGUCUUGCUGUGUAAGGCGCAGAAAGAAACUCAGGGCGAAUCCUAUGCACAAGGGGAAAUUCACAUUUCAACAAAUAAGACACGCCUUGUUCCAGGAGACAGUCUGUCCUUGUACCCUAUAAUACAAGCUGAUGUUUCUGGAAAUAGUAAGAAAGCGACGGUGACCGUGUUUUGUGACGGUGAUUCGGACACAACUUACAUCACUCAUGACGCUGCGCAAAGAAUUAAAGCGAAACGGCUAAAGAAUUAUUCGCUGGAUGUUACAACAAUGGGGAAUGUCCAAAAGACCUACGACACAGCACAGUAUCCGUUUUCCCUUAAAACUGUCAAGGGUAAGAAGGUUGAGAUCAUUGCGUACGGUAUGGAUAGAAUCACGGGUCCAGUCAGCCAACUGGACAUGCGCACUGUCGCAGAACUGUUUCCUGAGCAUGACCCAGAAUCCCUACAGAGGAAGUCCUCCAGCGUUGAUGUUCUUUUGGGGUGCGACUACUUUGGCCUACACCCCAAGAAGGAAGAAGCACGAAGUGGAGACCACGUAAGUGUGAUGUCUGGUGACUUGGGGAUCUGUCUGCAAGGUACUCAUGCAAAGUUGAAGGAGGAGACAACGCACGAUGUCAAUCUUGUGAAGACCAUACACGAGUGCAGAAUUAAGUUUAACACACUCCAUGUUCGCUUGGAUUGUCACGAACAGUUUCGCCCAGUUGUGCCUCUAUGCACAGUCAAGACUGAGGUGCCUGCGGAGCAAGUCAGCCGACUCGGAGCGACAAACAACGCCCGUGUUGACAAGAAGUUGUCGGAUCAUAGUGAUGCCUUCAUUCAUGGAGAAGAGUUAGGUACUGAGACCACACCUCGGUGUGGUGGCUGUCGCUGUGGCAAGUGUCCAACAGUUGGUCACACAUACUCAUUCAGAGAGGAACAAGAGUUGAAGAUGAUACAGGAUAAUCUGCAGUACGAUGAGAACAAGCAGCAAUGGAUAACCAGCUAUCCAUGGCUCACAGACCCAACUACGUUGCCUGAUAAUUAUGACAUUGCUUUGGCAACUCUCAAGAAAACGGAGCACACCUUGCUCAAGGACGAACAGUGGGCGGAUACGUACAAGAGACAGAUGGAGGAUAUUGUGGCUAGAGGAGUUGCUCGAAAGCUUUCUGAUCAAGAGAAGGAAGAAUGGAACGGACCGGCAUUCUACAUCUGCCAUCUAGCGGUUAGUAAUCCUCGGUCUCAGUCCACGCCUGUCAGGAUUGUGUUCAAUUCUAGUCAGGUCUGCCAUGGAGCAUCUUUGAACUCUUACCUUGCUAAGGGACCCGACGGCUAUAUGAACAGUUUACUAGGAAUCUUGUUACGAUGGAGAGAGGAGCAAGUUGCACUGGUGGGAGAUAUAAAGAAGAUGUUCAACUCGGUCUUGCUUAGACCACUAGAGCAGCACUGUCAUCGAUUUCUGUGGCGAGAUCUGCAGACUGACAGAGACCCUGAUGUAUACGUCAUGGAGCGAGUUAACAUGGGAGACUCACCUGCGCCAGCUAUCAGCACAGAGGCUAUUUACAAGACAGCUGAUCUUUUCCGAGAAGACAGUCAAGAAGCAGCAGAGCUCCUAGAGAAGUCAAGUUAUGUGGACGAUUUUAUAGAUUCGUUCCCAAGUAAAGAGGACGCAGUGAAGACUGCAAGUGAAGCCGAAGCCAUGCUCGCGAAAGGAGGAUUCAAGAUCAAGUGCUGGCAGUUCAGCGGCGAACCUUUCGCUCGCAAGGGUGAAGACUUGCAGCUAACGGAUGAUAGUGAAGUCAAGUCUCCCAAGGAUCCACGUGACAUGCUGAAAGGAACUGAGGAUAAUCUGCGCGUUCUCGGUGUAGGAUGGCAACCAGUCAAAGACACCUUAGUCUAUAAGGUCAGCUUCAAUUUUAGUAAGAAGAGGAAGGGGAUACACACCGAAGCUGAUAUCGAACAAUCCGAUUUGGCGAGGUCGUUGCCUGCAGUUCUUACGAAGAGGAUGGUUCUGGGGCAAGUAAUGAAGAUUUAUGACCCCUUGGGUUUCGUCUGCCAUUUACGUUGAUUGGAAAGG
Messenger RNA from Nematostella vectensis (starlet sea anemone), 4572 nucleotides. RefSeq lists its product as uncharacterized. The transcript is spliced from 2 exons. Lineage: Eukaryota; Metazoa; Cnidaria; Anthozoa; Actiniaria; Edwardsiidae. The record is from RefSeq and is a predicted model, not a curated record. Bases 1162 to 4563 code for a protein of 1133 amino acids.